AUGGAUUAUUCACAGUAUAAUCAUGUUGGUUUCAAUGAGAAUGACACUGAAGACAUGCUUCUUCUCAAUGUUCUAUCAGAAGCUGGUGAAAAUUCAUCUAAUAAUAAUCUUCAUGUCAAUAAACAAGAAACACACUUGAAAGAGAACGAAGGAGCAAAUUAUAGAGGAGUAAGAAGGAGACCAUGGGGAAAAUACGCGGCGGAAAUAAGAGAUUCAACUAGAAAUAGCGUUAGGGUUUGGCUUGGAACGUUCGAUACUGCAGAAGAAGCAGCUUUGGCUUAUGAUCAAGCCGCGUUCGCGUUGCAUGGGACAACGGCAGUGUUAAAUUUUCCAGUGGAUGUUGUUUAUCAAUCGUUAAUGGAGAUGGAGUGUGGAUUUGAAGAAGGAUGUUCACCUGUUUUGAUACUGAAGAAAAUGCAUUCUAUGAAAAAAGGUAAGAGUAAUAUGAAUAGAAAGAAGAAGGAAAAAGGGAUGAGCUUUGAAAAUGUGUUGGUUUUGGAGGAUUUAGGAGCUGACUAUUUGGAGGAAAUUUUGAGGUUGUCCGAAGGUUAUUGUGAUCCUUCAAUAUCUUGCUAGAAAAAUUAUUAAACAUGUGCAUGCACAAGUAUUCGAGGUAGGGAUGACAAAGGGGCAAUUAGAAUUUUGAGUUUAUGGAUUCUUGAUUCUAAAAAAGGCAGUUUAUUGGUUGAAUAUAUUAAUUAUACAUAUUAAGUAAAAAUUUUAACAAAAAUACAAGAUUUUAGCCAAAGUUACUGAGUUCUGCCGAAUCAUAGACAAAAGUGUAUC
Molecule: messenger RNA, 786 nt
Organism: Nicotiana tabacum (common tobacco)
Lineage: Eukaryota; Viridiplantae; Streptophyta; Magnoliopsida; Solanales; Solanaceae
Product: ethylene-response factor C3-like
Biological process (GO): regulation of DNA-templated transcription; ethylene-activated signaling pathway
Molecular function (GO): DNA binding; DNA-binding transcription factor activity
Source: RefSeq, a predicted model, not a curated record